Messenger RNA from Rotaria sp. Silwood1, 2718 nucleotides. The record is from the annotation of a GenBank genome assembly. Lineage: Eukaryota; Metazoa; Rotifera; Eurotatoria; Philodinida; Philodinidae.
AUGAUGCAAUCAUCACAAACUAGUGAUGAUUUAUAUCAAGAAGAUAAUGAAUAUAACAAACAUAAACCAGUCAAACAUGUUCGAAGCCAUGAUAUUGAUGAUCAAAAGCAUCAACGACAACAAAAGCAACGGCAACAGUCACCAUUUAGAAGUCACAGUGUAAUGUCAUCUAGUUUUAGACAUUCUAUACGCAAUCUAACUUCAUGCACUUUAAUAAGCCUCGCUCGACAUCAACUAUUUGAUUCGUCAGGUAUUACAACAAUAACACGCCAUCGUACAAAAAGAAAAACAGGAAGACGAACAUUUAAAACUCGAUUAUAUUUUUAUAAACGAAAAUCCAGUCGCACACCAGAUAUUGGUGGUCACAACUUAUCAAAGACUGAAGCAACUUCUGUUGUCGAAGAUGAUCAUCAACAGUCACCAAAAGCUCUUCUAAUACCAACAAGAUCUUUUUCAUCAUCACCAUCAAGUAAGAAAUAUAAAAGUCGCACUGAAUUAUCAACACAAUCGACCGGUGAUAAUACUCCAUCAAGUGUUAAAACACGUAAAUCAUCUAAUGAAAAGAAAAGUAUUGAAAUACCAUCAACAAUAUUAAAUACAUCGGCAUUGAAUUCGUCAUCACAAAUAAAAUCAACUACAAAAGACGAUAUAUUAUUGCCUAAUUCACGUAUAUUAUCCAGUAAAGAGAUUAGUACAAGUCUAGUUAAUCUUAUGGGUACUGCAUCCGAUGCAGUCCCUAUCAAUAAUACAACACAAAUGCCAACUCAUGAAACUAGAGGAUAUUUUGGGUCACCUAAUGUCGGUUCACCUGGUAUGGUUGAAUCACCAUCAACACAAAGAACAGUUUGUACGGGAAAUAGUCAUUUUGGUAAUUCUACAUCAAAUUUAUAUACAAAACCAACAAAUCAAUAUACUUGGUGUUAUGAAAGUUCUGCUUCAAUUCCGACAAAUAGUGGAACUAGCUUUGAUGAAUGUUUACCUAAGCUUGAAAUUGAUGAUAAACCAUUAAUCUAUCGUGAACAAUUUGAACCAACAGAACAUUUCAAUUGGUAUGGUUGUAGUGAUAUUUAUGGACCUGUUAUUAUUUCAUUCAAAUAUUCAAAUGAUCAGGAUCAACAACGAUACGUUAUGGCUAUUGUUCGAACUCGACAGCGAACUUCGAUUGAAUCAAUAUUAGAUAUACCAUCAUCAAUCUCUUCUAUAGAUAUUUUACGACGAAUAUGUGAUCAAUGUGCCAUCAACGAUAUUGAAUAUUUCGAUCCGGUGCUUUGUGAUGGAGCACAUGAUUUGCUGAUAAAAUACGAUGAAUCAUAUGUAUCUAAUAGACAUAAAUUCGGUAUUAUAUAUCAACGUGCAAAUCAGCUUACUGAAGAAGAUAUCUUUAGUAAUGAAACACAUAGUAUUGCUAUGGAUAAAUUUCUUGAUUUUAUUGGUACUCAUGUUAAACUAAAAGAUUUCCAAGGAUUUCGUGGUGGUCUGGAUGUUAAGUCUGAUCAUACAGGAAUCGAAUCAAUUUAUGAACAAUUCAAUAAUCAUGAAAUAAUGUUUCAUGUUAGUACAUUAUUACCAUAUUCAAAAACCGAACGACAACAACUUGAACGUAAACGUCAUAUUGGCAAUGAUAUUGUUGCUAUAGUCUUUCAAGAAACUGAAACAAUAUUUGAUCCAGAAUGUAUUGCUUCACAGUUUUUACAUGUUUAUCUUGUUAUAACACCAUUAGAUAAUGAUGGCACACGUUUUAAAGUAUCUGUUAUUCAUCGUGAUAGUGUACCAUUAUUUGGACCAUUUAUAAAUCAUUCAAAUUCAUUUCAUUGUGAUCAUACAUUUAAACAAUGGUUAUUAACAAAAUUAAUUAAUGCUGAAAUUGCUUCAUGUAAAGCAAGCACUUUUCAAAAGUAUCAAGAACGUACAAGAAUGAAUUUAUUCGAAAAUUUAUAUCGUACAUUACAUGAUAAUAAUCGCCCAUUUAUGAGUUUCAUUUUUAAUCAUAGUCAAUAUAAGCAUGAAUGUGAUAUUGAACAACAAAAAGAAGGUACACAAAUAUAUUCUUCCGCAAAAACAUAUGAUCGUCAUGCAGAUAAUUCUUUACUUGGUUCAGUAAGACGUCGUUUCAUUGCACCAAAAGUACGUACACAACAUUCAGUUACACCACCACCAACAACAAUUAUUGUUUCAACACCAUCAUCACAUAAUAUAAGUGAUUUGAAAUCAAAAACAAAUUUAGUGACAAUGGAAUUAAAACAAAGUGCAUCGAAAGAAUCAAUAACAAAUAAUAGUAAUAAUGGAAAAAUGUCUUCAAUCUUCUAUUCAUUAAAGAACCAAAGUCCUCAAAUGGAAAGAUCAAAUACUAAUCGUGUAUUAUUAGAAUCUGAAAAUGCUGAUUUAUCAUUAAGUCCUCGUUCAAAUUCAAAAUUUUUAUCACCAGCAACAUGUCCAUCUUCACCAUCUAAUUAUUUUAAUUACAAAUUAGAUUCAUAUUCAACUGCAUCACCAUUUAAUUUUAAUAAAUUAUCAAUAGAUGAAAUAGAUCAUCAUCAGUUAGUACUUGAUGAUCUACAAUCUUCAUCAAAAGAUGAUUUAAUUAAAUUUGUUUUUGCAUUACAACAACAACAUUCAACAAAGUUAGCCCAAAUAGAUGAAAAUCAUUCAAAAGCUUUGAAACAACUUGAAAUGCAGUUAGUACAACAACGAAAUAUUAUUGAUGGAGAGAGUUCAUAA